AAACUCUAAAUCCUGAUCCUCCUCAGCGGAUACACCUAUCAAACAAUCCUGAAAAGUAUGCCAAACUUGGUUGGUGCUUGUCAGCUGCUAAAGCUUGAUUUUGGUAGAUCCACCACUCUUCUCUCUGCUUCUUCCUUCCAUCAACGCUGCAACUAUCGAGAUCAUGGCCUCCGGCGCCGACGAAUUUGUCAAAGGACAUGUCCACCCUAAUGGCGUUGCAGUUCUCACUCUCGAUCGUCCUAAAGCUCUCAAUGCCAUGAACCUCGAUAUGGACAUCAAGUACAAGAGUUUCCUGGAUGAGUGGGAAACAGACCCAAUGGUCAAGUGUGUUUUGGUUGAAAGUAGCUCCCCUCGUGCCUUUUCAGCAGGGAUGGAUAUUAAGGGGGUUGUUGCUGAAAUUCAAAAGGACAAAAGUACACCUCUUGUGCAAAAGGUAUUCACAGCCGAGUAUUCUCUGAUUUGCAAAAUAUUCAAGUACAGAAAGCCUUACAUCAGCUUCAUGGAUGGCAUAACAAUGGGCUUUGGCAUUGGCUUAUCAGGUCAUGGUAUCUAUAGGCUUAUCACCGAGAGGACUGUUCUAGCUAUGCCAGAAAAUGGAAUCGGGUUGUUUCCAGAUGCUGGUUUUUCUUAUAUAGCUGCACUUAGUCCUGGCGAAGGGGCAGUUGGUUCUUAUCUUGGACUGACUGGAAGUAGGAUAUCAACACCUGCUGAUGCACUGUAUGUUGGUUUGGGAAGUCAUUAUGUCCCUUCUGCAAAUUUGGGUUCACUGAGAGACGCUUUCUUGGCAGCUACGUUUUCUCAGGAUCCGGACGAAGAGAUCAAAGAACUUCUGGCAAAAUACAGUACUAACCCUCAUUCAGAAUCCUGUUUGAAGACUCUUUUACCCAGAAUCAUUUCAACAUUUGGUGGUAACAAGCCAGUUAAAAAUAUAAUAGAGGAGCUCGAAAAUCAUCAGCUAAGUGCUGAUACUUUGGUGGCAGAAUGGGCCCAGGAUGCUCUGCAAGGGCUAAGAAAGGGGGCUCCCUUUUCUCUCUGCCUCACCCAGCAGUACUUUUCUAGGGUUGCAUCUGUAUGUGGCAAAAAUGAGAAUAACUUGUCGAAGGCGAGCUUCCCUCAUGUGCUCCCUGGUGUUAUGCGAACUGAAUAUCGCAUUGCUACAAGGUCUGCUUUACGUAAUGAUUUUACAGAAGGUGUCCGUGCUGUCUUAGUGGACAAGGAUCAGAACCCAAGAUGGAAUCCAUCCAGCUUGGAGGAAGUGAACCUCAAUGAAGUGGAAGCUCUCUUUGAACCACUGAGCCCUGAAGUUGAGUUGAAUGUUUGAGGUUUCCAGCAGUUUGGAGUCGAUAUUUCUUCAUCUUUGGAUAAAUAAUGACGUACGAUUUCACAUGUUUUAACAUACAAAAUGUAUUCAGAUAUUAUUUUCCAUUUUCGAUCUAUUGGAAUUUUAAGUGCAGCUAGUAUUAAGUGUA
Molecule: messenger RNA, 1469 nt
Organism: Solanum dulcamara
Lineage: Eukaryota; Viridiplantae; Streptophyta; Magnoliopsida; Solanales; Solanaceae
Product: 3-hydroxyisobutyryl-CoA hydrolase-like protein 3, mitochondrial
Exons: 10
Coding region: 164-1321 (385 amino acids)
Biological process (GO): L-valine catabolic process
Cellular component (GO): cytosol
Molecular function (GO): 3-hydroxyisobutyryl-CoA hydrolase activity
Source: RefSeq, a predicted model, not a curated record